This is a messenger RNA of Folsomia candida, 4970 nucleotides long. Its product is annotated as UHRF1-binding protein 1-like. Lineage: Eukaryota; Metazoa; Arthropoda; Collembola; Entomobryomorpha; Isotomidae. Bases 923 to 4759 code for a protein of 1278 amino acids. The record is from RefSeq and is a predicted model, not a curated record. The transcript has 19 exons.
UCCUCGAAAACACCACAAACCCACAUCAAAAACAUCAGACUCACUCUCUUUCUCUCGAAUAAUAACAACUUGCCACUGUUCCAAUUUAACUAUUAUUAUUACUACCCAUUAGUUAGUUAGUUAAAUUCAUGAUGAUGAUCAUGAUCACACGUAGGAAGAAUAAAAUUCUCUCUUAAUUCAUUUAUCAUUCAGUAGCGCUCGCCCGAGAACAGAACAUUUGUUCAGUGGUAAAUAAAAGUAAAUAGGACGUCAUCAUUAUCAUCAUGCACAACUGAGUGCAUAAAUAACAACAAAAUAUGAGUCAAUUUGACGACGUGGUCAAUCCCUCUUGAACAAGCUGCUGCCAUCCACAAUGAAGAAAAAUAUUGAUAAGGACAACGGAUAAGGGAAGAAUAGAAUAGAAUAGGUGGUAGAGUUUGUUAUUGAGAGAGUCGUAGUUAGUUAGUUGUUGGAGGACUCAGUUUAAUAAAAUAGUUUAGCGAGAGCAGUAAUAUUUGAUUGUGACUUUAUUUAUAAAAUUAUAAAUUAAAUUGGAACACACAUAUCCAUUCGUCGUAUAAAAAGGUUAUGUUGAAUAAGAACUGGAGUUUAAAACAAUACUGGUGAUAAAUAGUCAACUUCAUCCAUCAUCACCAAAGUUCAGUCAGCAAUCAAUUUUCUACCACUACAAAGCUAGAUUAAUACGUCGUCGCCAUAUCCAAGUCAAAUUGCCAUUAAGGAGAGGAACGUCAUAUCAGAAAAAUCACUUAUUAAGAUUAUUAGUGUUCGACAUUCAUCUUGUUAUUGAUAGUAUAAAUCUGCCACUGAUCCUCAUGAAGACGAAUGGGUAGGGGUUGGGAAAAUUUACGGCUAAGGAGUAGGAGAUAAGCAAAGUACCUUAGAAAUAUAAUUAGUGCUUCUGAGAGAAGAAUUGGUGUCAGCAAUGGCCGGGAUUAUUAAGAACCAAAUCCUUAAACACCUGUCCAGGUAUGUCAAGAAGUUGUCAUCGGAUCGUAUAAACGUGAGCACCCUGAAGGGGGAGGGGGAGCUGACGGACUUGGAACUGGACGAAGAAGUUUUGACCGAAUUGCUGGCUUUGCCCAUUUGGAUGAAGAUAAAGAAGGCACAUUGUAAUCGUGCUCGGCUCAUGAUUCAAUGGACAAAGUUGAAAAGCAUUCCGAUUCGUUUGAUAUUGGACACAAUCGAGAUACAAAUUGAAGCGUGUGAAGAGCUGCGACCAGUUGUGACUGCACAAACAUCCCAUCUGACCUUGCCUACAGCGGGGAAGUACGGCUUUGUAAAUAAAGUUGUGGAUGGAAUAACGGUGACCGUGGAGGCCGUUGAAAUUCGUUUCUUUAGUAAAGCAUUUGAAUCGAAAGUGCAGAUCUCUCGUAUUCGCGUCGAAUCGAAGUCUCCUCAAUGGAAGAAAGUGGAACUACCUCAUACUCGAUUGAAAGACUUGGAAAAGGGGGAACUGUUAAUAUUUAAAGAAAUUGAAUGGCAAACGUUAAGACUGGAAGCCCAGUCGACAAAAGAGAAGCAUUUGGCACCUCUAAGACUUUUAGCAAAUCAGACAAAAGCUCGGGUUGUGAUCAAGAAGAAACUUAGUGAUUGUGCUGUUAUUGGCUGUCGACUAACACUAAUUCUGGAUGAUCUCCUCUGGGUUCUCACUGACUCCCAAAUAUUAGCUGCUGCACAUUUCAUGAGCUCUUUGUCUGGACUGGUUAAACAAGCAACGGAGAUGGUGCAAGCUGUGAAAGCAGCAAGAAAACUGGAGAGUUUAAACGAAUAUCGAGCUCAAGAGUUCCAUGCUGCGUCUGCACAAAAUCGUACGCCACAUUCUGAAGCUUCCAGAAUUUUCGAUGCAUUCGAUGUGAAAGAGACAUCUUAUCAUUUAAUUUGUGAAAAAAUCGAUUUGCAUUUUUGUGACGAUCCUGGAGGUGGAAGGUCUAAUCAUCCAGAUUUGGUCGAUGGGGGCGCAGGACAAGUGCAAUUAACCCAGUUCAUUGUAGACUUUUAUCCAUAUCACUUGGCGAAAGCUGAGCGAAAACACUGGUUUAAAUAUGCCGACAACGAUCUAAACCAUUGGCUUAAACAAGCAUUAACGUCAUUCCAUGCUCAAAUGAUGGACUUAUUUCCAAGAUCGACGGGUGGAUCGAACUUAAGUAGUCCGAUGGAGGGGGAAAAUAUUUCCUCUCCACGAAAAUAUUCCUCCGCAAACUCUGACAUAGUGAGCUCCCGGCUGAGUGAGCAAAUGUCGAAACUUAUGAGUACCUGUCUUGUUGUGAAGAUCAGAGAUAUUUGUAUGUACAAGGUCACCACUUCGUCCAAGGAAACUCCCACACCAUUCAUAUCUAGUUACUUAGAGCGGCCAAAGGAUAUUUCUGCAGUAAAUAUGGAAUUCACGUGGUUUUACAAUCCUGGUGGUAUUAGUUUUCCAUGUCCUAGUCCAAAAUUUUAUACGCAAGUCAACCCUCUUCAAAUUCAUUUGGAUGUUUGCACCAUCCUGUGGUUAAACAGUUUUGUAACAAAUAUACAAUCUUCCAUUCCACAACUCAAUGCUCAACAAGAUGGAGAAAAUGGAGACUAUAUGGAUGUUAGACUUGAACUUAUCAUGCCCAAAGUGGUGUUUGAAGAGAAAAUUCGCUAUCAUUCAUACAAAGAAAGGCCAACGGCUCUUCAAAUCCAAGCUUCUCGUAUUAUAGUGUCCAACUACCGAUCUAGUGAGACGGGAACACGAAGUCAGCUUGCCACAGCCAUUGUUGAAAUUGAAAAACACUUUGGUCUGUCAGAUAAUGGAGUUUCACAAAUCCCAUCUAAACUACUUUUGCACUCGAAAGGGAUGGAUAAAGUUCGAGAAGGUCGAAGGUCAAGUUCCCAUGAUGGCAUUCACCUUACUACCGACAUGUUGUGGACAGAAUCCAGAGAUGUUUGGUGUAUCACCGUCGACACUGUAUGGGCUGAUUUUUGUGUCGAGCCCAAAUUCAAACCAGAAUUUGAUAAUGGAGGAGGCGAACAGAAGAGAAAAUUUAGGACAUCUACUACAACUUCUCAAUCUGAUUCGUCUCUGCUUCCAUUCGUAGAUUCGCUCCCCCUCUCACUUUGGUUGUAUUCCGAAGAAGAGCUUAUUGAUCCGGAGUUCUCUUUGGGGACACGUAAAGAUGUUAAAGCAAUACUUCGUACCGAUGGAAUGUGCAAUAUCCAGCUAACACAUCAACAGUACCUGUUCCUGUUGCGAGCUGCUGAAGCAAUAUCUGAAAUAUCGUUAUUCCUUACGAUCGACACGAGAAAGACUUAUAUCGUGCCGCGAAGGGAUGACUCUGUUCACCUAAUCGGUUGCCUUCCCCGCCUUGAAAUAUCCUUCAUUUUGCCAUGUACGGAAAACUCUGAUAUCCAAAGAGAAAAUUCUUCCCUGGACGAUAUUGGCCCUUCUCCUGUUCCAGAUCCACUCUCAUCUCAUAACACACACCGAUUACUGCAAGAGCAAGUUUCAAAUUGGAAUUCUUCUGAAGAAAAACUACGUACACCUCGGGUGCCAGAUACUGGCGGUGGUCAAUUUACACCAGAUUCACCAGAAAAGUUUUACAGCGACUUUGCACCGGUUAGGUCACCGUCAGUAGCUCCCGUGGAUUCCAUAAAAUCUACGUUUGCUCAGGGAAUGAAGCAAGGUCUGUCAAAUAUAGUUGUGUCAUUUACCAAAGCGGGUGGCCAAUCCACCCCGGACAGCGAAGUGACGUCCUUGUGGUCCACCGAUUCCUCGGAGAACAAUUUUAUCACUUUGGAUCCAGACCAGGACUUGUCCCCGUUUCCGCAAGAUGAACCUGAAGAAGCUGUAGAAGUGGCAGAAGAAGUGAUUGAAGAUAACAGUCAGUCAACUGGUUCUUUCUCCAUUCACAAUCCUUACGGAAAGGAAGACACUAUUGAAAUAAAUGUUCUGACCAUCUCUCUGAACGGUCUACUCAUUCGUCAACAAUCUGAAGGUUUGUCGAGUAGUAUUUCGCUUUUAUGCAAGACUCUGUUGAUUGAUGAAUGUGGUCAAAUUCCCUGGAAAGAUUUUCAGACAUUAUUCGCAACUCGAGGCAAGAAAUGGCGAACUGGCAGCGAUCGAAAAGCCCUAAUGACUGAACCUAAUAAUGCAAUAAUUUUAAAUUUUACGCAACGCAUUGAUGAUAUAACUUUUAAGAAUUGUUUAACUUCGGACGAAAUGAUUGACGCGCUGAAGCAAGUAAAAACUUCCAAAUGUCCCCGAGUAAACUUGAUUGAUCGACCAGGACCAGAAUCACCAAUUCGCAAAGGCAUGACCAUGUCCACCCAUCCUCACAUCACGGCUAGCAUAGACUUGUGCGAUGGAAAGGCAAACGAAGGACAGUUCAUAACACUUCACAGCAGUAUUCUUAAGUCUGCAGGGGAUUUUUUUGAAGAUGAACUACCACCAACGAUUCUACCGAUGAAGAUUUCCGUUGUUGGAGCAAAUAUAGAAAUUUUGGAGGACAACAAAGGUCCAAACUUUCCUGCAACUAGGCUACGCCUGCAAGAUUCUAUAGUAGUUACGAGGAAUGAGGACGGAAUGUUUAGUUUGGGGUGUCCUUGCGAGAAACCCAAACGGCAAAUUAAAACAAAAAUUUGCAAUGGUCGAGACGUAACUGUGGCUGGAAUGGAAGACAUGAUAACUGAUUUCAAACAACAAAUCAUGCAGUUGCGACAACAAGUUUUAGAGUUAGAAAAAGAUAAGUCUACACUUGCAAACCAACUCGAACAGUUACAGAACAGCAAGACUUGAGAUACAUAAAUAUAAUUUCCUAUCAUCCGCAGCUGAUGAGAAAUUGCAUGCAAUCAAUAUACCUUGUUUAUAAUGUGAUACGAACAUAACUUAUUCUACUAGAAAUAUAAGACUUUGUUACAAGCUUAAACCCAAAGUAUGUGUGAUACAAAAUGUGCGAAAGUCGAAAGUUUCAAUAAAACAAAUUAAAUGAAAGUAUACAAUAAGUGAA